UUUAUUGUGGUUGAUUUACCAUGUUGUGUUAAUUUCUGCUACACGGAAAAGUGAUUCUGCUAUACAUGUAUAUCAUCUUCUUCAUGUUUGUUCCUGUUGUGGUUGAUCACAGGAUAUUGAAUAUAGCUCCCUGUGCUCUACAGCAGGGCCUUGUUGUUUAUCCAUCCAUCCAUAUAAUAGUUUGCAUCUGCUAAUCCCAAAAUACCAAUCCUUCCCUCCUCCACCCCUUCUUCCCCUUUGCGACCACAAGUCUAUUCUCUAAAUCUGUGUGUAAACUCAUUUUAAACAUUGAAGUACAGUUGAUUUACAAUGUUGUGUUAGUUUCAUGUAAACUCAUUUUUAAAAUAUAAGUAUACUCGAUUCUUAUAUUCAGAACCAACUUGUUAUUGAAGCCCUGAUAGUUACCUAAUAAUGUGUUAUCUGCAGCAAUGUUUAGGAAAGUCAAGGGGGGGAAGGAAACUUAUCUGGGGUAUUGAUCUCAGGAAUCAUCUCCACAGUCAAUUCAGCUCAGCACUCUCACACCACUUCUAGAUAUUUGGUGCAAAUUACUUGCAUGUUCAUGUUCCCUUUCAAGAUAUCCCUUCUCAUUUCAGAAUUGACCUUACUAUAGUUAACUAAAAAUUGAGUAUCUAAUGUUUGGACAAAAAGAAUUUCAACUGUAGGAAAGGGAAGUCCUGCAACAGAUGCCUAAAGUUGUCUUGAAAUCAAGAAAGAUGUUAGUGUUUUGAGCAUCUAGGGAUAGAAUUUAUGCUUAUGGGAUUCCAAACUGAGAAAAAAGAUUUAAGGCCUUUUACUUGAACUGAAAUUAGAUGAAUAAAAAGAAUAUGAGGUGUUUGCUGGAAGAGGGAGGUUGUUUCAUAUUUUUUUUAACAUAGUCUGAACUUGUUAGGAGUUGGCAACCAAGAUCUUAGAGAAUAAAAAGGAAAUGUUGGUUUUGACACUUGAGAUUAAGAAGGUUGUUUUGAUUAGCGGUAGUGAUAAAGUUCUGUUGAGAGGCAACGUAUGGUACAGUUAAAUAAAAGGAUAAAAAUAAAACCCUCCCAUUUCACGUCAUUAAAUUCCUAUAGUAACCUACUAGGGUAUGCUUUUAUAUUCUCUUUAUGAUGAAAGUGUAAAACACUUCAUAAUCCUUUUCAUAAAUCUCUUUUAUAAGUAACAAGAAGAAUUUAUGGUAUUGGCUAUCCUUAUCCUGAGUAAAACCUAUACAGCUUUGAUCUCUCCUCCAGUUUCCUCUGAUGAAAGGAGGAGGAAAAUCAUACCCAUAUCAGAUUGAAGAUAAUACUGGGUGUCAUUUCAUGGCUGUCAAAAUUUCCUCAUACCACAUGGUGGGGCUCUUUUUCCACGUGGUCUUUGUUCUAAAUCUGGAGAGGAGACUUUGCCUUGUUCUUCCAAUAUGUGCCUUGCCUCUAAUGAGAAAAUGACAAGCUUUUCUCAUUACUAGGUUAAUGGCUCUUCUAUAGGAUCCCGUCUCUAAGGAACCCUCUUUGGUAGUAAACACUGGAAAACAGACCUAUCCAAAACUCCUAAACUGCCUCAUUCCCUAUAUACAUCAGUUCAACAUAUCUGUUGGAAUACCAAAUCCCAUUAUUUACAAGGCUUCUGACUGCAGUUUUCUAAAUAGGCUCCAAGGGCCGCUGUUGGCCAAUGCGCUGCAAGAGCUAGCGUCCAGUGUCUACCCCAGUGAUUUCUUGUGUAGUCACAGAAGCAAGUCGGAAAGGAGAGUAGCCUGGACUCAGGCUCUCUACUUGGCAAAUCUGAUUCCAGAAUACAGAUUGGGAUGUGUUCAAACUGGGAGCAUUGAGUUUUCUAUGUAGUCGAUGUAGGUAUUUUAAACGAAAUUUAUAAAUCAUCUUUUCUUAACGUUGGAGCCUGCAGCAUGCACAGAAGGAUGGGAAAUAAGGGGAAGCAGAGGAGCGGUACCCAGCGGGGGCAAGUAAUCUUCCCUUUCUUGAUGCCUUUGUUAUGCGGGGCACUCUCCGAACAGAUCCGCUGUUCUAUUCCAGAAGAAAUGGACAGAGGCUUUGUGGUGUGGAAUCUCGCUGACGUGGGGCUGCAUCUACGGGAUUUAUUGACCCGCAACCUCAGAGUUAGUGCAGAGAAACAAUACUUUACUGUAAACAUGGAGAAUGGGAAAGUACUUGUGAGUGACAGAAUAGAUUGGGAGUCACCCUGCCCCCAAAACCCUCUGUGUGUCGUGCCUUUAGAAAUUGUAGCAGAGAAUCCUCUAAAUGUUUCUCACGUAAACGUGAUGAUAGAAGAUAUAAAUGACAAUCCACCUCAUUUUCCCCAAAAUAGCAUUGUUUUACAAAUCAAUGAACUUGCAAUUCCAGGAACGCGGUUUGGCCUGGAAUCAACUAUAGAUGCAGAUAUAGGGCUUAACUCUCUGCAGAGGUACCAACUCAGCUAUAGGGAGCAUUUCUCUCUGAUGGUUGAGGGUAAGACUGAAGGCAAGAAUUCCCCAGAAUUAGUGCUGGAGAAGCCUUUGAACCAGGGACAACAGAGCUCUCACUUCCUGGUCCUGACAGCAGUGGACGGGGGUGAUCGUCUGAACUGGCAAACUCAAUUCAGGAUCAAGGUCACUGAUGCCAACGAUAACCCCCCAGUGUUCAGUCAGGAUGUGUACAAAGUUAGCCUGCGUGAGAACUCGCCCCCAGGCACCUUGGUGCUAAAGGUGAAGGCCACUGACCAGGAUGAAGGCAUCAGUGCAGAGAUCACCUACUCCUUCAAAACACUAUGAGAUAUUGCAAAUAUGUUUGUGCUAGAUCAUCAAAGAGGAGAAAUUAAAUCCAAAGGCCCUAUAGACUUUGAAAGCAGUAGCAGUUAUACUAUAAGCAUAGAGGAGGACGGUGGAAGCAUAGCCACCGAGUGUAAAAUUAUACUGAAAAUUUUAGAUGAGAACGACAGUGGCCCAGAGGUGGUUUUCCCUUCGGUGUCUAGUUCCAUAACCAAGGUUGCAGAACCAGGAACUGUGAUUGCUUUGUCCGCAACAUAUGACAAAAAUUCGGGAGAAAACGGGGAGGUCACAUGUCUCAUAAAAGAGAGAGCUCCUUUUAGAAUUGAAUCUUCCGCCAAUAAUUACUACAAGCUUGUGGCAGAUGGGGCCCUGGACCGGGAGCAGACCCUAGAGUACACAGUCACCAUCGCAGACACCGACAGGGGCAAGCAGCUACUCUCCUCCAGCGCAAGUGUCACUCUACACAUCAGCGACGUUAAUGACAGCACUCCGGUUUUCCACCAGGCCUCCUACGUGGCCGAGAACAACCUGCCUGGAGCCUCCAUCGCGCAAGUCAGCGCCUCCGACCCCGACCUGGGGCCCAACGGCCACGUCUCCUAUUCCAUCCUGGCCAGCGACCUGGAGUCGCGCGCGCUGUCGUCCUACGUGUCCGUGAGCGCACAGAGCGGCGUGAUGUUCGCGCAGCGCGCCUUCGACCACGAGCAGCUGCGCGCCUUCGAG
Messenger RNA from Delphinapterus leucas (beluga whale), 3454 nucleotides. NCBI's taxonomy places the organism in Eukaryota, Metazoa, Chordata, Mammalia, Artiodactyla, Monodontidae. The record is from RefSeq and is a predicted model, not a curated record.